Messenger RNA from Sitodiplosis mosellana (orange wheat blossom midge), 6622 nucleotides. Its product is annotated as bromodomain-containing protein 3-like. Gene Ontology annotation, biological process: regulation of DNA-templated transcription; chromatin remodeling. The transcript has 19 exons. Lineage: Eukaryota; Metazoa; Arthropoda; Insecta; Diptera; Cecidomyiidae. The record is from RefSeq and is a predicted model, not a curated record. Gene Ontology annotation, cellular component: nucleus; chromatin. The coding region runs from base 2105 to 6235 and encodes 1376 amino acids.
AAGCUGUUUGGAGAUGAAAAACAGAAAUUAUUAGUUGCGUUUUAUUUAAUUAUGCACUAAAGUUAGAGCAAAUUACGACAUGAAUUGCAAUAAAAUUAGGCUAAAAAAGUUUGAGUCAUGGUUUAAAUCAUUAUUACAAAGUCCAUUCGGAUUGGCGGCCAUCUUUUUUUUCAUUUCCUAUUACUCAUAUAUAUAUAUAUAUAUAUACAUAUACACUAUAUUUUCUCAUUUGCUGUUGCGCCAUUGUUGCUGCCGUCUUCGUUCCUUCUCUUCGUUUGCCUUUCAUGUGAACGCCAUUAAAUGAAAUACCAAACAAAACAGAAAAAAAUGAACAAAUGUCGAGAAUAAUCGGAGAAAAUCUUUGCUGAAUGGACUGCAUCGCUCCACAAAAUUAUUUGCAUUCGAUGGCAAAUGAUUCGAAAAUCAUAAUGAGCAUUUUAGUUUUUCCAUUGGCCCAUCCAUUCGAUGGUAAAUCGAAAAUUUUCUAUUUGGUAUUGCUAACAAAAAUUUUCAAUUCUAUUCCAAUGAAUCAGAGCCAGUUGUUACGCGUAAACGAGAAAAGCUAGCAGCACGGGAACCGAUGUACCAUCGAAUAAAAUAUCGAGCUAACAGUUAAACAUCAAGGCGAAACAAAAAUGAACACACACAUACAUCGAGCACAACGAGUGCAUUCGUGUGUUGGUGUGCCCGUCAAAUGCGAGCCGCCGUUUGUGUGGUGCUAAUCAAGUGAAAACGAAUGUCCGUAGUGUGUGAUAUGUGUGUAUGUGUAUGUGCGCGCUUAUUUCAUCAUUAUAUCGCACUUAUACAUCCAUGCCGCAUGUGUGCUAGAGUGAAACAACCAUUUUCACUUUGUGGCGUAUAAACGCGAAACAUCUCACCCGCCGCCGCCAUUUUUAGGUCAAGUGAAGCCUGUAUAAAUGCUCUCUUUCUCGCUCUGGCUCCCCAUAUCUCUCCAUUCCGAUGAGUAUGAAUUCUCAUUAAAUCGACUCGGGAAAAAAAAAACUUUAUUCAUUGAUUAGUAGCGUGUGUGUGUCUUUAGUGUUAAGCCAGCGAGUGUGUUCGCGUUUUCAUUUUCAUUUCGAACGAAAUAAAUUAUUGAAUUUAUUUUCAACAAAUCAUUUUAAACAUAAUCACAAGAGGUAAAUUUAGUGACAAAGAUGCACUGAGUGAAUUAGAUCCAAUUUGAAUCGACGUCCAUCGCCGACUGAGUCGGCCGUACCAUUUUUUUUUUCUAUUCCGUUUUUGUGUGUGUUGCGUUGAACGUAAAAGAGACAUAUUUUUUUUCUGCAUGAGCAGUAGCAGCAGCAGCAGCACUAGUAGCCGUAUUGGCAGUAACAGUGAGUUACAGUAACCGUCGUAGCGAGCGCCGCCAUGUUUGGGAGUCACCGAACACUUUUUUUUAUUUAUUAUUGACUGGCAAAACGACAAUAUCCAUAAUUAAUAAGAGCGCAUCGUCGAAUUGCACCAGAAACGCAUUUCAGUUGCAUCCAAUUCGGAUCAAUAAACGAAAAAAAGAAUAAACCAAUUCGGUCGUAAAUUUAUCUCCACAAACUCAACGGACGCGUAUUUACAGAACGCAAACCAAGCCAAAUACCGACAAUUAGCCCACAGAAGAAAAAAAAAAUCCGAUAAAUGCGUCGUCGUCGUCGUCGAAUGAGAGAAAAAAUAAAGAAGUCGUAAACGAAAAAGUGAACGGGAUCUCAAUUGUGUGAAAGUCAAUGGUUAUGACAAAGUGUGUGUAUACAUACUGAAUACAUUAUUCUUCUUCUUGUGCCAAUGAUUAAAAAACAAUGAACAUUUGCACGGGUUUCGUUUGUCUCUUAUUUGUCAAAGUCAGUACUGUUUACUUGUCAAUAAGAAAUGAAGACAUUUACAAUCGACGGUGCAAAUAAAAGAAAUUGUCUACCGACGGAGUUUGUUAUUAUUCCAACAUUUGCUAUUUUGAUGCUGUCGAUUUCAUCAGAACGAAGUGAGUUUUAAACAAAAACGCAAUCGAACUAUCAUAGAAAGAACUUUGAAUGUUUAAUGACUUAUAAAUGAUCUGCCUGAGCUGACCUGUAUUUCAAUUGAUUGAUUACGUCUGAAUUGUCUGCAUUCAAGCAGUAUGCAGCAAGGGACAGAAUCUUCAUCGGCUGCAGUUCCUCAGGGCGUUCCGCCGAGACCGCUGACUGAGAAAAAGGAUUUUCCGCCAUCGGCACCAGCUAUAAUGGAGCAGAGUAAAGAAGUGACACGUACCGCUGAUCCAUCGCCCAGAGUUGAUGGGAUUUCCGAUCCAGUAAACGGUUCAGUACAACCACCUGUUAAUCCGCCGCCCGAUCGACCGGGCCGAAAUACAAAUCAGUUGCACUUCCUUGCGAAAACGGUCAUGAAAGAUGUCUGGAAGCACAAAUUCUCAUGGCCAUUCCAGCAACCUGUCGACGCAAAGAAAUUGAAUCUUCCCGAUUAUCAUAAAAUCAUAAAGCAAGCAAUGGAUUUGGGCACGAUAAAGAAGCGAUUGGAGAACAAUUACUACUGGAGUUCAAAAGAGUGCAUUCAAGAUUUCAACACAAUGUUCACAAAUUGUUAUGUGUACAAUAAACCGGGUGAAGAUGUUGUCGUUAUGGCACAAACACUGGAAAAGGUAUUCCUUACAAAGGUGGCACUGAUGCCAAAGGACGAGAUUGAAAUCGAGAGUCGCACAUCGAAUAAGAACAAGAAGAAGACGACACCGCGUGCAAGCACCGGCGCCACACCAUUGCCAAGCCCGAUCGGACCGACUGUAGCGGCUGUCGGCAUCAAUCGUGGCCGACCUGCAUCAUCAUUGGGCUCUGUGACAACAUCAACCGCACCACCAAGUGUAUUAGGUCCAAAUAUACCACCAAUUGGCACAUUGCCACCGACAACGAUACCAGGAAGCACGAACACGACAACAACCGCAAUGAUACCGCCGAUUCAACAGCAAUUCGCACAGCAGAAAGGUGCCGUUCCGCCAAUGGGAGGUAUUCCACUGAAUGCACUUGCUGCACUCCAGCAACCACAAUAUCAAAUGAACAAAACACCACAGCCGGGAUUGGAUUCAGUUAUGCCACCGCAACAGCCCGCUAAAAUGAAGAAAGGUGUGAAAAGAAAAGCCGAUACAACAACGCCAGCCAACUCAUUCGAAACGUCGUAUUCUCUCACCGAUCCUGCGAAAAGUGCAAAAGUCGCAACACGACGGGAUUCGGGACGACAGGAAAUGGCACCUUAUCCACCGAGCGCUUUCCCAAUGUCACCGAUGACGCCGCAUCAAGCCGCUACACCCAAGAACAAGGGAAAAUUAUCGGACGCCUUAAAAGCAUGUAAUGAAAUCCUAAAGGAAUUGUUCUCAAAGAAGCAUUCAGGAUACGCAUGGCCGUUCUAUAAGCCGGUCGAUGCUGAAUUGCUGGGACUGCAUGACUAUCACGAUAUCAUUAAGAAACCAAUGGAUCUGGGCACGGUGAAAAAGAAGAUGGACGAUCGCGAGUACAAGAGUGCGGCCGAAUUUGCCGAUGAUGUUCGACUGAUCUUCACAAAUUGUUACAAGUACAAUCCGCCCGAUCAUGAUGUCGUUAUGAUGGGCCGAAAAUUGCAAGAUGUUUUCGAAAUGCGAUUUGCAAACAUUCCCGACCGAGACUCGCCACCCCGCAACACAUCGUAUCAGCGUCAAACACACAAACAACUGAAUUCAUCGGACGAUGAUUCAAGUGACGAAGGUGUCGAAUCGAAUUCAGAUGAUGAGCGAACAAUGAAAAUUAAAACGCUGGAAGCGCAACUGUCAUUGUUACAAAAUGAAAUUCAAAAAUUGAAAGAUGAACAAUCGAACAAACGAAAGACGAAGAAAAAGGUUAAAGACAAAAAGAAACCAACGGCUUCGGUAAGCAUGCCAAUGAUGUCAACCAUGCCCAUCAGUCACACACCAAUCAGUCAUAAUGCGAUCGCAGCCGCUGCCAAAGCACAAAAUCCAAUGGCAGCCAUGCAAGCGAUGGGAGUGAAUCCAGCCGCAAUAACGCCAGCAACAACAGCCAAAGGAGCUAAGCCGAAAGGACAGCGAGCUCCGAAAGCGAACGCGGGACAGGGUCCACCAGCCAAACGAGGAAAAGCCGCCGCUGGUGCGAAUGCGCCGGCUGCUGCACGUGGUGCAAAUAAGAAGAAACCAACAGUGCCGACAACCAACUUCGAUUCGGAAGAAGAGGACACUGCUAAACCAAUGUCAUAUGAUGAGAAACGCCAACUGUCAUUGGACAUCAAUAAACUACCGGGCGACAAACUUGGUCGAGUUGUUCAUAUCAUACAGAAUCGUGAGCCAUCACUUCGUGAUUCCAAUCCCGAUGAAAUCGAAAUUGAUUUCGAAACCCUGAAACCGUCUACACUUCGUGAACUGGAGAGCUAUGUUGCCACAUGUCUUCGUAAAAAAACUCGUAAGACUUACUAUAAGAAGGUGUCUGGCAAAUCAAAGGAUGAGCAAAUGGCUGAAAAGAAGCAAGAGCUUGAAAAGCGACUACAGGAUGUGACUGGUCAAUUGGGCUCAGCUAAAAAGGCUGCAAAGAAAGUUGAGGAUGCAGCUGCUGGCAAACUCGAUGCAGUUGUACCACCUGCUGGUCAUCUGUCAUCAAGUUCAAGUUCAAGUGAUUCAUCGUCGUCUAGUUCCAGCGAUAGUAGUUCAAGCGAUUCGAGUGACAGUGAAGCAGGUUCGACGACGAGGACACCGCGAAAGAAGAAACCGAAAGAUUCGCCAUCACCUGCAAAUCGACCGGGCCCUUUACCCAAUCUGCCAUCAGCGAACAAACUCACAUUACUGAAUACACCAAAUCUGUCGAAUGCUCCUGGAUUCGCAACGUCAACACCACAACCGCCACCAAAUCAAGUGCAACAUACUCAAUCAGCGUUACCACCAAUGCCAUCAUUAGUAAAUAGUCUGCUGCCCCAACCACAGCAACAACCGCAACCGCAACCGCAGCUGUCGCAACAACCAGCCCAAACGCUGAAAACGUCACUGUCGCAACCGCCACAAAAUAUGGUGCAAAAUCAGAACACAUUGAAUAAUAAUGACAUGAACCAGGCGUUCUCCACACAACCAAUGAAUCCCAAUAUGAAUCUUAGCAAUAUGCUAGACAACAAAAACCACGGAUUGCCAUCUUUAAAUCCAAUGAUGCCACCAAUGAAUUCGAUGAGCGAUAAAUCGGUCUUGAAUAUGCUGCCAAAUUUCGAUGAUCCAGUCGAACAAUCGUUGGCCUCCCUUGAACAAACGUUAGGAUGUUUUGAUAAUCCACAUAACAAUGGCUUCAACUUGGAUUCAACGCUAAAUAAUUUGAAUGGAAUGACCAACGUUCCGUCAUCCGUAUCAAAUAACAGUAUGAUGAUGGGAUUGCCAUCGUUAUCACAAUCGAACACCUUGCCACCGGUUACAUCGGAUUCAAUAUCAACAUCGUCGGACCAACGUGGUUUUAUGCCAGGUUUGACAACAUCAUCCGGAAAUAUGCCACCGCUCCAAAUGAACAAUUCUGUGAAUGCAACAGCACCAAUCAACAGCAAUAAUAGUAAUAAUAGUAUGAAUAGCUCAAUGCAAUCGACUGGCAACGGAGUGACAACACCAAAUUUAGGUGUGGGUGCAUUCCGGCCGAAGCCCAUCGAAGAGCUGUUGAUGCCCCAACAUGACAAGAAAAGUACUCCACCACCAGCGUUACCACCGCAAAUGCCGAUGAGUGAUCAAAAACCGAAUUUGGCAAAUGCAUUUAACAAGAGCAUGGAUCCAGCCAUAAAAAAUACAAUCGCAAGCUCAUGGUCAUCGCUAGCGGCAGCUGGUUCACCACAAAGCACACCGACAUCCAGUAAGCCGAAACCCACGCCGGUCAUGGAUUCAUUCCAGCAGUUCAAAAACAGAGCCAAAGAGAAAGCCGAUCGACAAAAGCUACUUGAGCAACAAGAGAUGAAACAACGCAGUCACAAAGAGGCCGCUGAGAAGCGACAACAAGAGCAACAGAAGAAGAGAGAAGAAAUUGACCGGAGGCAACCGUUGGAUCAGAUACUGGGGCGUGAUGAUUUGAAAGCAUCGCCACAGGGAAGUGGUUCACCAGGAACGCCGUCGGCUAAUGAUCGGGCAGCUGCAAAACGAGCCGAGCUAAGGCGACAGGAACAAGAGCGUCGACGACGAGAGGCGUUGGCGGGUCAAAUUGACAUGAACAUGCAAAGCGAAAUGAUGGCAGCUUUCGAAGAGUCGUUAGAGCGUGGUGGUCGAUAAAAACCGAUUGGGAUUGCAUAAAUUGAAGGUGAACAGCAAGAGUCAGUUUGCUUUCGUUUCAAAUGGACACCAGAUAAAACCCACGAAACACCGAGUUUGAUUUAGAUUUUAUGGAAUUUAUUAUAAUGAGAUGAACAUAUUAAUCAACCAACUGUAUAUGUACAGAUAAGGAUACAUAGGAAAAUAAGUAUAAAUGGAUUAGAAAGAAAGAAAGAAAAACCAGUCGAAACAACGGUUUUCAGUUUCAAAUUUAGUUUGAAAGUAAUGAACACAUGUUAAGAAUAUAAACUAAAUUCAAAAGCAAAUGUCUCUUAUUCAUAUUCUGUCUACAAAAUAGUAAAAAAAGAAACCGCAUAAUGAUAAGCAUUAAACAUUUCUACCCAAUCA